AUGCUGAGAGCAGGCCUCUUCCUCCUGUCGGUGUCAUGCACCGCCAUGGAGGUUUCCGUAGAUGCUGGCGGAAGUGUCAGGCACGUGAGGCACCGGCCCGCCCUGGUGCGAAAAGAAGCCGGAAACGCCUCCCGGCUCGAGCAUUAUGACUUGCUGGUGAUCAUCCCGGCGAAGCUCACCCGGGACCGGCGGCGGCUGCAGGCGGUUCGGGACACCUGGGCCCGGGACAUCGACGAGAGCCACCGCUGCGCCAGGUGCGGGAGCAAUCGCACCGUGAAGUACCUCUUCGUGCUUGGCGAAGAGGCCUCCGAGGCAGAUGCCCCGCCGGAUGCCGUGGUCUUGCCCAGGUGCAGCAGUGACUAUGACCGCCUCGCGGAAAAGGUGCGCCGCGGCAUCCACUACGUUGUUGGGCGCUACAGCUUCAAUCUGCUGCUCAAGGCCGACACGGAUUCCUGGAUAUUUCUGGACCGCCUGCUGCAGUUCGCAGAAGACCAUCGGCUCUUUGAUGGGAAGCGCGCGGUGCAGGCGGGGGAGGUGCGGCGCCAUGGAAGGCCGCAGGGCGCGGGGGGGCGCAACGAGGACUCAGUCUUUGCGCAGCUGACAGGUCAAGAGACUUACCCUGUCUACACCCCUGGCUGUGGCUACCUCUUGACCCGAAACCUGUGUAAUUACAUCAGCUUGCUGGCUGAGACGAAAUCCCAGGCUGGAGAGGAGGCCCUGCCUGAAUUGCAAGACCUUCCGCAGGAGGACGUCGCGGUGGGGUUUUGGCUGGAG
Molecule: messenger RNA, 774 nt
Organism: Effrenium voratum
Lineage: Eukaryota; Dinophyceae; Suessiales; Symbiodiniaceae
Source: the annotation of a GenBank genome assembly